This is a messenger RNA of Spinacia oleracea (spinach), 1507 nucleotides long. RefSeq names its product ABC transporter B family member 3-like. Gene Ontology annotation, molecular function: ATP binding; ABC-type transporter activity. The record is from RefSeq and is a predicted model, not a curated record. Gene Ontology annotation, biological process: transmembrane transport. The coding region runs from base 921 to 1175 and encodes 84 amino acids. Gene Ontology annotation, cellular component: membrane. The transcript is spliced from 6 exons. NCBI's taxonomy places the organism in Eukaryota, Viridiplantae, Streptophyta, Magnoliopsida, Caryophyllales, Amaranthaceae.
AAUUAAAUCAUUAAAAUCUUUCCCUCCCUUUUGUUAAGCGCAUCUUUAGACCUGCUUCAUUCUUCUCUCGCAGUCACUCCAUACUCACCUAUACUAGGUAAAUUUACUUCUUCCCUGUCGUGCACAGUCAGCCACUCCGGCCACCAUCACCGGCCACCAUCACCACCGACUACUUUUCAAGUGUCCUUUAGAAAUUACUUCCAUCUUAAAAAAAAGGAAAACAAAAAACACUUUUGAAACCAAAAAAAAUUCUCUCCUUCUCUUUCAAAGUCUCCUGCAAUUCUUCUCUGCUUAAUUCCCCGCACUCCCUCUCAAGCGCCCUUAUGUGCCGUCGUCAUCUUGAUAAAAACAUCACCGGCAUACAAGUUACCAGCGUCAACCACCACCUUCAAGUAUUAAUCGAAGUUCAUAGUUGAUUUAGGUCGGGAAUCUUCAUCCAGAUCUGCUCAUUCUGGGGUACACAAGGGCUUAUCUCCUCAAACUCAAUGAAUUUCCGCCGCGAACCUCGAAUAUCGGGAGAAAUAGCAGCAGCAUUCGUGACUCUUUUUCAACGGUGUUAGGACUAGCAACUGCAGACGUGGUAGAAAUCCCAAUACCAUAUGUUGUUGCAGAAGUUUCUAUUAAGCGUCUAGCCUCUCUAAACAAGCCUGAAAUCCCAAUACUUGUGUUGGGAUGUCUGUUUGCAAUUGCCAGUGGUGCAAUAUUUCCAGUAUUUAGUAUAAUAUUUGCUAGUGCGGAUUGAAAUGUUUUACAAGCCACCAGAUAUCUUGAGAAGGGAUUCAAGGUUCUGGUCCCUUAUGUUUGUUGUCAUUGGCUUAGCAACACUGAUAUCGUAACCAGCUAGAACCUAUUUCUUUUCUGUACCUGGGUGUAAGUUGAUAAGAAGGAUCAGAACUUUAUGUUUUGAGAGAGUACUGCACAUGGAGAUUGGCUGGUUUGACGAGGCAGAAAAUUCAAGUGGUACAAUAGGUGCAAGGCUAUCUGCUGAUGCUGCAACUAUUCUGGCAUUGAUAGUCCUCGUCUUAAUCCCUCUCAUAGGAAUCAGUGGUUAUCUCCAAGUAAAGUUUACGCAGGGAUUUAGUGCUGAUGCAAAGAAGAAGUACGAGGAGGCUAGCCAAGUUGCCAACGAUGUAGUUGCGAGUUUCGUGUUUUCAGAGUUAUUCGAAGCGCAAUGACCACAUCUUUAUCUCAAGACAGGAGGAUCGAGAUUGCUGGUGGUGGUGAUCCUAUUUUCUCUAACAAUUUGUUUAAGGUUUUCACAACUCCAAGGGAGGGGCCUUCACCAAAGAGGAGUUGGAUGAAGUUCGAGACAAGUGGGCUACUUACUUCAACGAUUGUGAAUUACCCUCAGUGUAAUAAUUAGAGCAGGCUUGUAGUUAUUCGUGACUCUUACAUUAUUUUGUUAUUUAUCGAUUUAAUUAAUUACAUUUGAAUUAAUUCGGAAAUAUUAUUGGAAAUUUGAAAUUUAUAUCAUUUUUGAGGAAUGUCAAGAUGAUGUUUGGUGAAA